AUGUCAUUAAAAUCAGUCGUAUUAGGCGAUGAUCGAGAAGCAUCCAUCAAACAUCAGAUUGUGUCGGUACAUAAAGCGUUGAACAAAAAUGAGGUACCACUUAAGCAUAAACACGCACGACAAGUGAUAGUUGGGACGCAUAAAGAGAAAUCUUGUGCAUUAUUUUGGAGUUGUAUUUCACGGAUUCAGCUGGAAAAAAACCCAGUUAUUAGCUGGAAAUUUUGUCAUUUGCUUCACAAGUUAAUCCAGGACGGUCAUCGAAAAGUGCUAGAAGAAUCGGUUCGAUAUAAAGCCCGUAUCGAAGCGUUAGGGAACUUCUGGUAUCACCUUGAGAAUUCUGAUUACGGUCGGCCUAAUUCUUCUUAUUGUAAAAUGCUCGUCAGCCGUCUCGAAUUUCACAGCCGAAAUCAUUCUAUACCGGGGAAUCUAAGAUUGAACGCCAAUCAGGUUAGGGCAUUAGCAAAUGCCGAUGUAAACCAGUCAUUUGAACUCUCAGUUGAGAUGCUGGAUCAAAUGGAUGAUUUAUUAGCUUUGCAGGCAGCCGUUCUCAGAAAAGUGGAUAAUGUUAACUGGAGUUCUUUGAUCCCUCAAGGACAAUGCAUGUUAUCGCCAUUAAUACUUAUAAUUCUUGAUACAAGCAAAUUCUAUGAUCAUUUGGUGAAAUUGAUUUUCAAGCUACAUUCAAUUAUUGCUGAUACAUUUUCAGCUGCUAAAUUUUCAGAAUUACCCCCAGACGCAUUGCAUGGCCAUAGAAGCCGAUUCAAUUCUAUUUUUCGGCAAACAAAGGAAUUUUAUGAAACUUCAACAAAUCUGCAGUAUUUUAAAUUUCUGGUUUCAAUCCCAAAACUGCCCACAUACCCACCUAAUUUCCUUCAGGCGUCUGAACUGGAGAGUUAUCAAGCACCAAAUGCUUAUCUUCAUGGUGAUAACGUUAGCGAAGCCGAUACUCCUCCUGAUGAGCGAUCUGUAGCUGAGGAAAGUUUAGUCGAUGUUGUAGAGACUGGCUUGCAGAACAAUUCUGAUCAUAUGGAUUCAAAAGAUACGAUAAUUGAAGCUUUAAGGCGAGAUGUGGAAGAUGCACGUUAUCACAAUGAAAGGCUUAUGAAUGAGGCGCGUGCUCGUAUUGAACAGUAUGAAAAACGCUUGGUACAAGCACAACAAGAAAAUGAUCAUUACAAGCAGACACUAGAUGAAGUGAAGAGCGAAGUCGAUAGGUUACGGCAAUUGACCAUAGCGAAGGGACAGCAGACUGUCGAUGAGGCUCGGUUACUCGAAAUUGAGCAAAAAGCUCAAAGCAGUGAACUCAAUUAUCAGAAAAUGAAGAGCGCAUAUACUAGCUUACGACAGCAGCACAUUGAGGCACUCACGAAGCUUUCUGAGGCUCAAAAAGAGUUAACAUCUUGCCAGACGGAGAAGCAAAGUAGUGAAAAAACCAUUUCAAGUCUUGAAAAGAAGAUAGCGGAUUUGGAACAAGAAACAGUAAAUAAAAAAGAAAAAAUGCAAAAUGCUAGCGUAAGCCUCGAUAACCUCCAAAAAAAUAUAACUGAGCGAGAUAGUGAAGUGCAGGAACUGAAGCAGCCAGAAGUUGAUGUCUUAAAAGAAAAUCUAUCGGAAAGUCGAGAAGAAAAUUUAAGACUAGGACAGGAAAUUCGAUCCGAAGGUGCUUCUCUGGGUGAAGUGUAUGGUCAAAUCCUGAAACAGUCGUGUGAGGACCUCCAUCAUGCUUUAUCAAUCACUUAUCCCAAUCAAUUAGUUCUACCGGCUCUUCGUUUUGUUGUCGAAACUACUGAAAAAGCGAUUAAUGAAGCUGAUGGUGAACAGUCUGACAAAUUAUUUCGUACUUUAAUUUUUCUGGGACAUUAUCUUGCUGAUGUCUUAUUGAAUAGUGCUGCUGCGGCUAAUGUUGUUUCCAUUCAACAUUUUCAGAUAGUGCAAGAGCAAUGUUGUAUUGUAAUAACUGACGCUGUUGCUGCUUAUUCAGUGGUUGAAAAUCUAAAUUUGAAGUCUGCUAAAGAACCUUUUGAAAAGUUAAAGAGUUCUUUGGAGAGAUUGGAAGAAAUAUGUGUCAAUUUGCCGGCUAGUUCGAGUGAAGUGACGGCUGAAGUAAUCGGUGCUGAGCUUGAGCAAGAGAUGAAACGCAUGGAUGAAGCAAUUCAAAAAGCUGUAGAAUCAAUUGAAGAAAUGCAAAAGAAAAGUCAAGCUACUGAUUCCGGGAUACGUUUAAAAGUCAACGAAGGAAUUUUGGAUUCUUGUAACCAGUUGAUGGCAGCAAUAGUAACGUUAGUAACAAAAAGUCGAGCAUUGCAAGAAGAGAUCGUUGCUGCUGGUCAUGACACAGCUAAUCCAAAUGAAUUUUACAAACGAAAUCAUCAAUGGACUGAAGGUUUACUUUCAGCAGCUAGAGCGGUCGGAGUUGCUGCUACAGUACUUGUUCAAAAGGCGGAUGAUGUAGUUUCUUGUCAAGGCAAACUGGAAUAUUUGAUUGUUGCAUCACAAGAGAUUGCAGCGAGCACCGCGCAAUUGUUUGUAUCAUCUCGUGUAAAGGCAGAUCGUGAAUCACAACGACUGAAGGAACUUUCCACAGCAUCCUCUUCGGUGAAUGCUUGUACUGCAAAUGUUGUUGCCACAGUGAAAAAUGCUCAGAUUACCUUAAAUGAGCAGAAAGAUCUCGACUUCAGUAAUUAUACUCUACACGAUACAAAAAAAGAAGAAAUGGAAAGCCAAGUACGUAUUUUGGAGCUGGAAGACAGAUUAGUACGAGAAUGGGCACAUCUUGCGCAGUUAAGAAAGCAGCAUUAUCAACUUGCACAAAUUGUUGAAAAUGAUAGUGCUUCUGCUGAUAAAUAA
Acanthocheilonema viteae is the source of this 2847-nucleotide messenger RNA. The record is from the annotation of a GenBank genome assembly. Lineage: Eukaryota; Metazoa; Nematoda; Chromadorea; Rhabditida; Onchocercidae.